Molecule: messenger RNA, 973 nt
Organism: Toxoplasma gondii ME49
Lineage: Eukaryota; Apicomplexa; Conoidasida; Eucoccidiorida; Sarcocystidae
Exons: 12
Coding region: 1-654 (217 amino acids)
Source: RefSeq, a predicted model, not a curated record
AUGGAUCUGCAGUUGCAAGCUGCUUUUGCCGCGGUUACGGCUGCAAUAUUCGUAUUCUAUUUAUCAAUUGGCCUUUUAAUAAACCUGCGUUCUACGCCAGAGAUCGGAAUUUCUGUCGCCCUUCCUCUUUUCGGCGCUGCACUCGUUCUGGGUCUUCUUUUCCCGGAGUACUUUGGAUGGACUAACACCAUUUUGGCAGCGGAUGUCUUUCUCGUUGCGCUCGUCUAUAACCUGACGGUUCCUAUGUUCUCUGGAAGUUGCGGGAUUCUCUCUUGGGUACCCGGGUUCACCGCCUCACCUCCAGAAGGCCAGCUGAUUUUUUACAUUACCACCAUUCUCUUUGUGGCUUGUCUUUUGUACUUGAUUCAGAUAUAUACGGGCCAAGAGCACAAAUGCCCACCCGUUGUUAACCGAAACCUGCUGUCUUCGUUCAUCUCGGGCUUCAUAGUGACAGCGUCAGCAGCGUACACCAGCGCUAUCAGCGGACUGGUGGCACCGACGCCCUUGGAGCCCAUCAGCUUCUUCGACAUGCCCAGCCACUUUUCGUACACCAAGGCACCAAAUUACGUGUUUUUGGCCCUGUGGACAGCUCUGACGCUGGGAGGGUAUGCAGUGCAGCAAGCGCGGGACAAGCAAAAGAGUUUGCUCGAAUAGACUAGUCAGGACGAUACAUUUGCUGUAACUCAACCAGGUACCCGCGUCUCACAGAAGGCCGCCAGCAAUCUGUCUGUGUUAACCUUUCUCUCUCCGCCAUGUUUGUGCUUGCACGGUCGAUAGCGCUGAACUGUAGCUUGCCGUUAUUUCAUGCCACACCGAAGUUACUGCCUGCUCUCGCUGUAACGUAACAGUCGUUUUCUAAUGCGGCUGCAGCCACUCGUGGAUCAACUGGAGUGUCUUUCAACACACAACGACACCUUGGAGAACCAUUCGCUCCAAACGUUUAAGACAAUAAUGAGAAGCUACGAAAUACAAA